Messenger RNA from Postia placenta MAD-698-R-SB12, 1861 nucleotides. RefSeq lists its product as hypothetical. Gene Ontology annotation, biological process: UDP-alpha-D-glucose metabolic process; glycogen metabolic process. Lineage: Eukaryota; Fungi; Basidiomycota; Agaricomycetes; Polyporales; Adustoporiaceae. The transcript has 8 exons. Gene Ontology annotation, molecular function: UTP:glucose-1-phosphate uridylyltransferase activity. Bases 43 to 1557 code for a protein of 504 amino acids. The record is from RefSeq and is a predicted model, not a curated record. Gene Ontology annotation, cellular component: cytoplasm.
GCCACCACCGUCCCCAUCCACAUCAACCCAAGCGCCGCCGCCAUGCCCUCCGACUCCCUCAUGCCCAGGAGCGAGUCCUUCAACGCCCGCGUCCGCGGCGCCUCCCACAUAGACUUCAAGACCGCCACCACUGGCGUCGCCGCAAAGGCCAUGCGCAACGAGAUCAGCAAUCUCGUCAAAUCUGUCCAGGAUCCCGAUACCAAACGCGCGUUCGACAUCGAGAUGCAGUCGUUCUUCUUCCUCUUCACGCGCUAUCUCUCCGAGCGCGCUAGGAGUCAGGAACUUGAUUGGGAGAAGAUCAGGUCUCCUGAAGAGGACAAGAUCGUCCCGUACGCCAAGCUCCCCACCGGCGAUGCGAAAAACCUGAACAAGCUUGCCGUUCUCAAGGUCAACGGUGGCCUUGGUACGUCUAUGGGUAUGACGGGUGCAAAGUCUGCGCUCGAGGUCAAGGACGACAUGACCUUCCUCGAUCUCACCGUGCGCCAGAUCGAGCACCUCAACACCACGUCCCGCGUCGACGUGCCGCUCAUCCUCAUGACAUCCUUCAACACGCAUGAGGACACACUUCGGAUCAUCAAGAAGUACGCGAACCAGCAGCUGCGCAUCACGACAUUCAACCAGAGCCGGUACCCGCGUAUCUACAAGGAGACCCUACUGCCGUGCCCGAAGGCGGCAGACGACGACAAGAAGCACUGGUACCCCCCGGGCCACGGUGACUUGUACAAUGCGCUGUACCAGAGCGGAGUCCUCGACCAGCUACUUGCGGAGGGCAAGGAGUAUUUGUUUGUGUCCAACUCGGACAACCUUGGCGCGGUCGUCGACGAGCGGAUCUUGCAGCACAUGAUCGAUUCGCAGGCGGAGUUCAUCAUGGAAGUCACGGACAAGACCAAGGCGGACGUCAAGGGCGGCACGCUGAUCGACUAUGAGGGCCAGAUCCGCCUGCUCGAGGUCGCCCAGGUCACGUCGGAGCACGUUGAGGACUUCAAGUCUGUGCGCAAGUUCAAGAUCUUCAACACGAACAACCUGUGGAUCAACCUGCGCGCGUUGAAGCAGAUCAUGGAGAGUAGCGAGAUGGAGCUCGAGAUCAUCGUCAACCCCAAGACCACGGAUGAUGGUCAGGCUGUCAUCCAGCUCGAAACUGCUGCUGGUGCCGCGAUCAAGCACUUCCGCAACGCACACGGCGUCAACGUCCCGCGCUCGCGCUUCCUGCCCGUCAAGAGCUGCUCCGAUCUGCUGCUCAUCAAGUCCGACAUCUACUCUCUCGAGCACGGGCAGCUCGUCAUCAACGAGAACCGCAUGUUCGAGACGACGCCGGUGAUCAAGCUGGGCGACCACUUCAAGAAGAUCGCGCAGUUCCAGAAGCGGUUCAAGAAGAUCCCGAAGAUCAUCGAGCUCGACCAUCUGACGGUGACGGGCGAUGUGUACUUUGGGCGCAACGUGACGCUUCGGGGGACGGUCAUCAUCGUUGCGAACGAGGGACAGAGCAUUCAUAUCCCCGACGGAUGCAUCCUCGAGAACCGACUGCUCUCGGGCAACCUUAACAUGAUCGAGCUAUAAGCUCGCCCUACAUACCCACCGCGAACGCCGCACCGCCUCUCCCCAUCCUUCCGCGCACGCGGGGCGAUGUCAUACCCGCGGCACAUCCGGAUACGCACACAUAUACUCACCAUGACGGACAUCAUGAAGUGUCCCAUCUACGAUCCUCAGUACUCAGUCUCCAUAGCGGUUUGGUCUCUCAUCCUCAGUCAUAGACGGGCGGCAUAGCACGGACUCGAAUAGUGUAGCAGGCGGUCGAAAGCAAUCGUACCUUGUGUUGAUAGCAGGUUUAUAAUGUGCGAUAUGUUACGUUUCAAGUCUCCAA